GGCAGCAGCCCGCCACCGCCGCCGCCGCGGCCGCCGCGGCCGCCGCCAUGAGCCUGGGCCCCAUGGGCACGGUGGUGAAGACCGAACCCAGCUCGCCGCCGCCCGCCAUCACAUCGCACUCGCAGCGUGCGUGCCUCGGCGACCUGCGCGACAUGAUCAGCAUGUACCUGCCACCCGGCGGGGACGCGGCUGACGCCGCUUCACCGCUGCCCGGCGGCCGCCUGCACAGCGUACACCAGCACUACCAGGGCGCUGGGACUGCGGUCAACGGAACGGUGCCGCUGACCCACAUCUGAGCGCCCGCCGGCGCGCGCCGCCCCUCCGCCCCCAUCCCGCCCCGCACCCCCAAGUUGGGACGCCUUGUCGUUUAGCUUUGCUUGCCUGGGACUGUUGCCUUGUACCGAUGAUGGGGAGGACAGAAAGUUUUGCUGUAGCUGUCGGGUUUUGUACGAAAGCAAAAAGAAGUCCUGAGCAGCGGAAAUGGGACUUUGUAGAGCUCGCCUACCCCUCGCCGCUGCCCCUCCCUCCCCUUUUGUAGGCUGGGAAUCGCUGUGAUGUUUGCAGAGAAAAAACAGCCCCCCUCCUCCUCCUGCGUUCCUGGGUUUUUCUGUUGCAUUUGAAAACGUUGUCUCGUUAGUUUACUGUUAGCCAAGGAGUGAGUGAAUAGGAGAAACGUACUCUCGGGUGAGGCUGGCCUGAGAACUGCAACGCCUCCUCCCCCCGCCCCGGCGCGUUGCAUCGGUUUUCCUGGUGGGUUUUUGGGGGGCUGACCGCGCGGAGUGGCGCGGCAGCUCAGGCCAAUGUUAAUUUAUAGCCAGGUGUGCGUGCGUCUCCCGCCUCGCCGCCCCUGGCCGCGGGACAGCUUCUGUCCAGUCCGCAUUUAGGCUGUUGAGUUGGUGAUUUCUGCCGUGAUCUGUUUGAUAUUUCGUCGCGCUAAUGUAUUCGGAUUUCGUUUGGGUGGUGGGGAAGGGGCUAUUUUGUUUCAGGUUUUUCAAGGUUUUACUCUUAAUUCCUAAAUGAGAGAUCAAUAAAUUUU
Messenger RNA from Leptonychotes weddellii (Weddell seal), 1036 nucleotides. Lineage: Eukaryota; Metazoa; Chordata; Mammalia; Carnivora; Phocidae. The record is from RefSeq and is a predicted model, not a curated record.